Molecule: messenger RNA, 2181 nt
Organism: Arachis ipaensis
Lineage: Eukaryota; Viridiplantae; Streptophyta; Magnoliopsida; Fabales; Fabaceae
Product: heat shock 70 kDa protein 8
Molecular function (GO): ATP binding; ATP-dependent protein folding chaperone
Source: RefSeq, a predicted model, not a curated record
GCACCAAAACUGGAAACUUGAGUGUUCCAGUAAGGUCUAGAAGUGGAGCACCUGUGUUGGCCAUGACACCAUUUCUCGCAGCUUCUGGUUCUUUCUCGCAUUUGCUUAAUUCUUUUUGGGACACAUACUUCUCUUCACUCAGCUUCAGGUUGGCUUCAUUGGCUUCAUUCACCUCCCUACUCCCUCUCAUCAUUUUUCUGAAUCAAGGAUGGCAGAACCUGCAUAUACCGUCGCAUCCGACAGCGAGACCACCGGAGAGGAAAGAACAUAUACUUUACCCGAAAUAGCAAUUGGAAUUGACAUUGGCACAUCACAAUGCAGUAUUGCAGUGUGGAAUGGUUCCCGAGUGGAGCUUUUGAAGAACACAAGGAACCAGAAGAUUAUGAGAUCAUAUGUAACCUUCAAAGAUGACAUCCCUUCCGGUGGAGUCAGCAGUCAACUCUCCCACGAGGGUGAGUUGUUGUCCGGAGCCACAGUUUUUAACAUGAAACGCUUGAUCGGCAGAGUUGACACUGACCCUGUUGUCCAUGCAAGCAAGAAUCUCCCAUUUCUGGUGCAGACAUUGGACAUUGGUGUUCGCCCGUUUAUUGCUGCAUUGGUGAACGAUAUGUGGAGAUCCACCACUCCGGAAGAAGUGCUGGCAAUAUUUCUGGUGGAACUAAGAGCACUGGCUGAAGCUCAGGUGAAAAGGCCAAUAAGGAAUGUGGUUCUUACAAUUCCUGUUUCAUUCAGUCGAUUUCAGCUUACGCGCAUCGAGCGUGCUUGCGCAAUGGCUGGCCUUCAUGUGCUCAGGCUGAUGCCCGAACCGACAGCCGUGGCUUUGCUAUAUGCGCAGCACCAACAGCAGGCUUCUCAUGAGAAUAUGGGCAGUGGAAGUGAGAAAAUUGCUCUCAUUUUCAACAUGGGUGCUGGUUAUUGUGAUGUUGCUGUGACAGCUACUGCUGGAGGAGUUUCUCAGAUAAAAGCCUUGGCUGGAAGUACAAUUGGUGGAGAAGACUUGCUUCAAAAUAUGAUGCGUCAUCUCUUGCCUGAUUCUGAAAACAUAUUCAAGAGUCACGGGGUCAAAGAAAUUGAAUCAAUGGCAUUGCUUCGGGUUGCAACCCAGGACGCAAUUCACCGGCUUUCCUCCGACAACAAUGUCCAGGUUGAUGUAGACUUGGGAAAUGGGGUGAAGAUAAACAAGGUUGUUGAUAGGGAGGAGUUUGAGGAAGUAAAUAGGAGCGUGUUCGAGAAGUGCGAAAGCUUAAUUAUUCAGUGUUUGCAGGAUGCAAGAGUAGAAGUUGAGGAUGUAAAUGAUGUGAUCAUAGUUGGUGGAUGUUCUUAUAUCCCAAGGGUGAAGAAUCUUGUUACUAACAUCUGUAAGGUAAAGGAACUUUACAAAGAUAUGAAUCCUUUGGAAGCUGCAGUUUGUGGUGCAGCGGUGGAAGGAGCGGUUGCUUCAGGCAUCAAUGAUCCCUUUGGGAACUUAGACUUGUUAACCAUUCAGGCCACACCUCUGGCAAUCGGAAUUCGAGCUGAUGGAAACAAUUUUGUCCCUGUAAUCCCCAGGAAUACUACAAUGCCUGCAAGGAAGGAGCUUGUUUUCACUACUGUUCAUGACAAUCAAACUGAGGCAUUGAUUCUUGUGUAUGAAGGUGAGGGGAAUAAGGCAGAAGAAAAUCACUUGUUGGGGUAUUUCAAGAUAAUGGGAAUACCGGCUGCGCCGAAAGGAGUGCCUGAAAUCAAUGUGUGCAUGGACAUUGAUGCGGCGAAUGUGCUGCGAGUUUUAGCCGGUGUUGUGAUGCCUGGAUCACGCCAGCCUGCAAUUCCUGUUAUGGAAGUGAGGAUGCCUACAGUGGAAGAUGGACAUGGUUGGUGUGCUGAGGCCCUGAAUAGAAACUACGGUGCUACAUUGGAUUUGGUUACUAUCCAGAAGAAGGCAUAAAAUGAUAAACAUCCUUGUACCAUUUUAGCUGCGUUGUUUUCAUGUGUUUCAGGCGAUACAAGUUAUGUAACUCCAUAGUGUAUGUGGUUGGUACUUGAAAAGUUAUGUAAAUAAAAUCAACAAUAAUCCCCAUAAUACGUGUCAUAUAUAAGCCUUUAGUUCUGGACUGGUUCCUUUGGAAAUAAGGAUCACCUAGUUGUGUAUGUAAAUACAAAUUAAGUUGCAUGGUUUAGUGACCACACGCCAUCCUUGUCUUA